This is a messenger RNA of Procambarus clarkii (red swamp crayfish), 1416 nucleotides long. Lineage: Eukaryota; Metazoa; Arthropoda; Malacostraca; Decapoda; Cambaridae. The record is from RefSeq and is a predicted model, not a curated record.
AUGAGAGAAUGUCUCCCUCAGGAGAGUGGCUCCAGGCUCUCUCUCUCUCUCUCAGCUCCCUGGCCAGUCCUGCUCCUCCACUCCUCUGGUGACACACCUCACUGGCCGCGCCCUCCUGGUGACCACCUCAGGCCUCCUGGUGACCGUCUCAGGCCUCCUGGUGACUGUCUCAGGCCUCCUGGUGACUGUCUCAGGCCUCCUGGUGACUGUCUCAGGCCUCCUGGUGACCGCCUCAGGCCUCCUGGUGACCACCUCAGGCCUCCUGGUGACCACCUCAGGCCUCCUGGUGACCGCCUCAGGCCUCCUGGUGACCGCCUCAGGCCUCCUGGUGACCACCUCAGGCCUCCUGGUGACCGCCUCAGGCCUCCUGGUGACCGCCUCAGGCCUCCUGGUGACCACCUCAGGCCUCCUGGUGACCACCUCAGGCCUCUUGGUGACCGCCUCCGGCCUCCUGGUGACCGCCUCAGGCCUCCUGGUGACCGUCUCAGGCCUCCUGGUGACCGCCUCCGGCCUCCUGGUGACCGCCUCAGGCCUCCUGGUGACCACCUCCGGCCUCCUGGUGACCGCCUCAGGCCUCCUGGUGACCACCUCCGGCCUCCUGGUGACCGCCUCAGGCCUCCUGGUGACUGCCUCCGGCCUCCUGGUGACCACCUCCGGCCUCCUGGUGACUGCCUCCGGCCUCCUGGUGACCACCUCCGGCCUCCUGGUGACCGCCUCAGGCCUCCUGGUGACCACCUCAGGCCUCCUGGUGACCACCUCAGGCCUCCUGGUGACCACCUCAGGCCUCUUGGUGACCGCCUCAGGCCUCCUGGUGACUGCCUCCGGCCUCCUGGUGACCGCCUCAGGCCUCCUGGUGACCGUCUCAGGCCUCCUGGUGACCACCUCCGGCCUCCUGGUGACCGCCUCAGGCCUCCUGGUGACCACCUCAGGCCUCCUGGUGACCACCUCAGGCCUCUUGGUGACCGCCUCAGGCCUCCUGGUGACUGCCUCCGGCCUCCUGGUGACCGCCUCAGGCCUCCUGGUGACCGUCUCAGGCCUCCUGGUGACCGCCUCCGGCCUCCUGGUGACCGCCUCCGGCCUCCUGGUGACCGCCUCCGGCCUCCUGGUGACCACCUCAGGCCUCCUGGUGACCGCCUCAGGCCUCCUGGUGACCGCCUCCGGCCUCCUGGUGACCGCCUCCGGCCUCCUGGUGACCGCCUCCGGCCUCCUGGUGACCACCUCAGGCCUCCUGGUGACCGCCUCAGGCCUCCUGGUGACCGCCUCAGGCCUCCUGGUGACCGCCUCAGGCCUCCUGGUGACCACCUCAGGCCUCCUGGUGACCGCCUCAGGCCUCCUGGUGACCGCCUCAGGCCUCCUGGUGACCUCACCCCGGAGGACAGUCACCAGGAGGGCGUAACACCUAAUUUUAUCUCCUGA